Messenger RNA from Miscanthus lutarioriparius, 1605 nucleotides. The record is from the annotation of a GenBank genome assembly. NCBI's taxonomy places the organism in Eukaryota, Viridiplantae, Streptophyta, Magnoliopsida, Poales, Poaceae.
AUGGCGCGGCACCUCGCGCCUUCGUCUGGAAGCCUCCACCGCCUCCUCGCGUCCCGCCACUACCCGCCCACCUCCCAGGCGCCGCCUCCCCGCCCGCUCCUCCUCCCGAAGACCCGAUCGGCGGCUAUGCGGCUCCCGCGACGCGGGCGGCGCGACGUCGUCACCGCCACAGCUGCCUCCGCUCCGUCCCCCUCUUCUCCGGGGACCGAGGUGGCGGAGGGGGCGGCAUGGGGGAAGGUCUCCGCCGUGCUCUUCGAUAUGGACGGCGAGCUCUGCAACAGCGAGGAGCCCUCGCGACAGGCCGGCGUCGACGUCUUCGCCGAGAUGGGCGUCGAGGUCACCGUGGAUGACUUCGUCCCCUUCAUGGGCACUGGUGAGGCCAAUUUCCUUGGAGGUGUCGCAAGAGCCAAAGGAGUGAAAGAUUUCAAUCCUGAAAGUGCGAAGAAGAGAUUUUUUGAGAUAUAUCUUGACAAGUACGCAAAGCCAAAUUCUGGCAUCGGAUUCCCUGGGGCUCUAGAGCUCAUCAUGGAGUGCAAAAAUUCUGGUCUUAAGGUUGCCGUUGCAUCCAGUGCCGACAGGAUUAAGGUGGAUGCCAAUCUGGCUGCUGCUGGUUUGCCUGUCUCUGUAUACGUGUUUGGUUCUAAAUUGAAUCCCAAAUUUGAUGCUAUUGUUUCUGCUGACGCGUUUGAAAAUUUGAAGCCCGCUCCGGACAUAUUUCUGGCAGCAUCAAAGAACUUAGGUGUUGACACAAACGAGUGCAUUGUGAUAGAAGACGCACUUGCUGGUGUUCAAGCUGCAAAAGCUGCAGAAAUGAGAUGUAUCGCUGUGACAACUACUCUAGAGGAAGUUGCGUUACAACAAGGCAGUCCCUCGCUCAUACGAAAGAAUAUUGGAGACAUUUCAAUUAACGACAUUUUGUAUGGUGGUUCUAAUGCUCACCACAAUGAAGGGGCAGAAAAUACUGAGAAUAGUAGUUCGGUAGGAAAUGCUUUGCCUGAGAGUCUGAACGGAGCAACUGGUGCUGGACUUUCUGACACAAAAGGUUCUCCAAUCUCAAAAAAUGAAGGGCUGUUGGGUUCUCGACGUGAAAUAUUGAGAUAUGGAAGUCUGGGAAUAGCCUUAUCCUGUCUUUUUGUUGCAGUCAGAAAUUGGAAGGCAAUGCAGUUUGCAUCUCCCAAAGGGCUGCUGAAUUUCUUCAUGGGUGGAAAUAGUUCAGUUUUUACCAGAAAGGAAGGAGAAUCUCUGUCAUCAAGAGUUCAACAAAUAAAGAAGUAUCUAGCUGAGUUUGAAUCUGGGGGUUCUGCCACAUAUGUUCCUGAGUUUCCAAGAAAGCUUGACUGGUUGAAUACAGCUCCACUUCAGUUUGGAAGAGAUUUAAAAGGAAGGGUGGUGCUGCUGGAUUUUUGGACCUAUUGCUGCAUUAACUGCAUGCAUGUCUUGCCAGACCUGGAGUUUGUAGAGAAGAAGUAUAAAGAAAAACCUUUCACUGUUGUUGGCGUGCACUCUGCCAAAUUUGAUAACGAAAAGGACCUUGAAGCUAUCCGUAAUGCUGUUCUGCGCUACAACAUUACUCAUCCGGCCGUAGAGGCGGGAGAAACAUUGUAA